AUGUUGAAGUCCUCCACCUACACCAAGUGGGCAUCCUUCUUCAAGUCCAUGCACGGCAAGUUUGGCCUCAAGUCGCACAUCGACGGCACAGUGGCGCCCCGUCCCCAGGACCCCGUUUGGGAUCAAGCGGAUUGCUGCGUCCACUCCUGGUUCUUCAGCUCCGUUGACGACUCCGUUCUCAACCUCACCAUGACCGAUGAUGAUCAGAUCGUUCGGGAUCUUUGGCUCGCCAUCGAGGGCCUCUUCCGUGCCAACAAGCAGUCUCGGGUGAUCUUCCUCAGCCAUGACUUCCACUCCAUGACACAGAGCAACUCCUCCAUCGUCGAGUACUGCAGUCACAUGAAGACCCUCACCGACGCCCUCUGGGACAUUGGCCAUCCCGUUCAGGACUCUUAG
Setaria italica (foxtail millet) is the source of this 396-nucleotide messenger RNA. RefSeq lists its product as uncharacterized. Bases 1 to 396 code for a protein of 131 amino acids. The record is from RefSeq and is a predicted model, not a curated record. NCBI's taxonomy places the organism in Eukaryota, Viridiplantae, Streptophyta, Magnoliopsida, Poales, Poaceae. The transcript has a single exon.